GAGAGCUCCGAGCGGCGUUUCUCUCUCUCUCUCUCUAUCUGCUCAGCCUCCAUCUCAGAUGAUUUCCAAAUCUCGUCUCUGAACCUGUUACGCGCUUUAUCCACUCUUAAGGUGAAGGAAUCUCUUUUUUUGGGUGAAAUUCAUUUUGUGUUGUGUCGAUUUAGCGUAUGUUUGCAAAAUUGAUUGAAUGUGUAGUGUAGAUUCAACUCUGAAUGCGGAUUGAAACUGGUGAACUCCAAUGAGUAGGUGUUUGCACAAUCCUAUAAAGAUUCUACCUUUUGCGUUUAAAUCGGCUUUGCUACCUUUAUCUCAAAGGUGGCUCUGUAAACUUCCUCCCAAGUCCUCCUCAUUGCCAAGCAUCUUCAAGGUUUCGGUUUCAACCAUGUCAAACAACCUCAACGGACACGUCACCAUGCCCUCAGAGCCUCAGAGAGCUUACCAAGUCGUCGUCGCUGCAACCAAGGAGAUGGGCAUCGGUAAAGACGGGAAACUCCCCUGGAGUUUGCCUACCGACCUCAAGUUCUUCAAGGAGUUAACACUGACCACUUCUGAUUCCUCCAAGAAGAACGCUGUUGUAAUGGGUAGGAAGACGUGGGAGUCUAUUCCCACCAAGUAUAAGCCACUCUCUGGUCGUCUCAACGUUGUCCUAACUCGCUCGAGCGGUUUCGACAUAGCUAACGCAGAGAACGUUGUAACUUGCAGAAGUAUAGAUUCUGCUUUAGAUUUAUUAGCUGGACCACCUUAUCGUCUCUCUAUUGAGAAGGUGUUUGUUAUAGGAGGCGGCGAGGUCUUGAGGGACUCGUUGAAUGGGCCGAGAUGCGAAGCCAUUCACUUAACUGAGAUUGAUACGAGUGUUGAAUGUGAUACGUUCGUUCCGGAGAUUGACUCUUCUGCGUAUCAGCCUUGGUGUUCUUCUCUUCCAGUAUGUGAGAAUGGACUUCGGUUUUCGUUCACUACUUAUGUUCGUGUGAAGAGUGAUGAGUCUAAGGAGGCUCUUGGAGUUGACUGGAGGAAGUUUUCUUCUUUGCUUCCUAAAAAGGUUUUUGAGCGGCAUGAGGAGUUUCUCUACUUGAAUAUGGUUAAUGAGAUUAUCUCUAGUGGAAACGUGAAGAAUGAUAGGACAGGGACUGGUACAUUAUCUAAAUUUGGUUGCCAGAUGACGUUCAAUUUGCGCAGAAGUUUUCCACUUCUGACAACAAAGAGAGUUUUCUGGAGAGGUGUUGUUGAAGAACUUCUAUGGUUCAUAAGCGGUUCAACCAAUGCAAAGCUACUUCAAGAAAAGGGUAUCCAUAUCUGGGAUGGGAAUGCGUCAAGAGAGUAUCUUGAUGGUAUUGGACUGACUGAGAGAGAAGAAGGUGACCUUGGACCCGUUUAUGGAUUUCAAUGGAGACACUUUGGUGCUAAGUACACAGAUAUGCAUGCUGAUUACACUGGCCAAGGAUUUGAUCAGCUCUUAGAUGUAAUCAACAAGAUCAAGAACAAUCCUGACGAUCGCCGGAUUAUAAUGUCGGCUUGGAAUCCUUCUGACCUUAAGCUGAUGGCACUUCCUCCAUGCCACAUGUUUGCUCAGUUUUACGUUGCAAAUGGAGAGCUUUCAUGUCAAAUGUAUCAGCGCUCAGCUGAUAUGGGUCUGGGUGUACCGUUUAACAUCGCCUCGUACUCCCUUCUUACAUGUAUCCUCGCUCAUGUCUGUGAUCUUGUUCCUGGUGACUUCAUCCAUGUGAUUGGUGAUGCUCAUGUUUACAAAAACCAUGUCAGGCCUCUGCAAGAGCAACUUGAGAACCCACCAAAACCAUUUCCUGUUAUGAAGAUCAAUCCAGAGAAGAAACACAUUGAUUCUUUUGUCGCUGCUGAUUUUGAGCUCAUUGGCUAUGAUCCUCACAAGAAAAUAGAUAUGAAAAUGGCUGUUUAGCCUCUCACAAGAAUGUUAUUUAACCAAAAAUUUAAAGUUUUGUGUUUGUGUGUGACUUUCUUUGAUUCAAACGUGUGAGAUUUUAAUAUA
Messenger RNA from Brassica rapa (field mustard), 2002 nucleotides. Its product is annotated as bifunctional dihydrofolate reductase-thymidylate synthase 2. Lineage: Eukaryota; Viridiplantae; Streptophyta; Magnoliopsida; Brassicales; Brassicaceae. The record is from RefSeq and is a predicted model, not a curated record. Gene Ontology annotation, cellular component: cytosol; mitochondrion. Gene Ontology annotation, biological process: tetrahydrofolate biosynthetic process; dTMP biosynthetic process; one-carbon metabolic process. Gene Ontology annotation, molecular function: thymidylate synthase activity; dihydrofolate reductase activity.